AUCCACUAAUGGUUGUGGAACAUCAUGAAUGUCACGAAAUCACAAGUUUUACGUAACGUAAGUGAAGUCCCAUCAGUGCUGGCAUUUUCUCAAACUGCCCCUGACGCAGGUGGUUUCGGCGGAUGCAUGAGCAUACUUUUAAGAUGGAAGGGCAGCAUUUACAAGACAAUAUGGAAAGAUUUGUUGGUCUACUACGGACUCUAUUAUUUGAUUACAAUCAUACACAACUAUGUUCUCGAUGAGGACGGGAAAAGAGCAUUUGUGGCAUUGGCGAAAUAUUGCUUGAGAAAUUCUAAUUCUAUUAACGUGAUGAUCAUGUUAACGUUCUUUACGACAACGGCCUUGCAUCGUCUCUUUGCCAUGCAGACAAUGAUUCCUGGGACGGCCAAAGUUAUUACAUUUUUUGUCCUGUCACUCAAGCCAAAUUUGCCUGAAGGUCCAAUCGUCGUGGAACAAUUUGCUCGUUGGACGGUGCUGGCAUGGAUACUAACUUUUCGUGUCGUGAGCAAACCAUUACGUACGAUGUUUCCUGACAUCAUUUCACUCCAAGUAGCCGGAAUUAUCAAAGAGAAAGAAAGAUUGCUUUUAGAGAGAGUGGAAACUGAACGUAAUAAGACUCCACGCGCUUUAAUGGUCAUUGACUGGAUGCUUUUAUUAAUGAAAGAAUCUUCAGUACACAACCGAUUUGCAGAGAAAUCUAAUUACCUUAAAGCUGUUGAAGUGCUUAUGACCUUUAAGAAAGGCUGCGGCAACACAAUUAAAUUUGCAACAAAGAACAUGCCUUACGCCCUCAUUCAGGCUGUAAUAAUUGUGGUGUACACUUACGGCUUAGUAACGUUAAUUGCUCGUAAUGUUGAAGAGGCAAGUAGCUGUGUCUUUGUGGAAGUAAUCGUUAAUUACAUCCCAAUAAUCCCUAGUAUGCAGUUUUUUGUCUUCCUCGUUUGGCUUAAUUUUGGUCGAGUCGCCGUGAAUCCGUUUGGAACUGAUGAUGACGACAUUGACGUCACACUUUUAUUUAAAACUCAUGUCCAGGAUUCUUUUCGUUUGGCGAGUCUCUAUUCUCAGGAUUUGGAACAAAUCUUUGGCCAAAUGCCUCAACACCAACAUAAUCAAGAACCGUCACUCCAAAGUGCUGCCCCUAUGCAAAACCAGUAGACAAUUUUGUGGAGUAAAUGCAGGACGGGCUUUUAAUAUGUACAUAAAGUAACGUGGAAAAAAAGGUAUACAUGUUUUUGUGUACGAUCUUGUUGUCAAUCUAGGUAGGGUUGAACAAUUCGAUAAACGGUGGAGCAGCUUUGAAUUUUAUACAGGCAUAUUUUUAACAUUUCCGGGCCUAAAAUGCACUAUCAAAGAGAUUAGAUCUAUUUUCUAAUUCACUGAUUGUAUAUCUAGUGGUGGCCCUCAGAAUUUGUUUGCGUGUUAAUUUAUGGCCGCCAAACAUUCGUGACAACUGCUGACAAAGAUGUUAACCUUCAUCCCGCACGCCUCGUUAGAAGACGGUGUCCUCGAGGUAGCAAAAAAAUGUUCAACACUGAGCUGCUAAAAAAUCGAAGUGUCCGAAGAAAGGGGCACUAUUAAUAUUAUCCAUCUGAUUCUUUAUGUUUUUGUUCUUCUAAAAGUUUUUAACAUAUCUGGAGAGAGGGGUGGGCACAAGCUUUCAGGCAGAUCCUACUAUCCUUUCACUGCACUUCCUUCUAAAGUCACCCUUUUACGUCUCUCUUGUACCGUGUUCUGACAUCUGUUUAAAAAUAUGUAUAUUUAAUACAAUUCCAAUUUAUAGUGUCA
Daphnia magna is the source of this 1785-nucleotide messenger RNA. Its product is annotated as bestrophin-2. Lineage: Eukaryota; Metazoa; Arthropoda; Branchiopoda; Diplostraca; Daphniidae. Gene Ontology annotation, molecular function: chloride channel activity. The record is from RefSeq and is a predicted model, not a curated record. The transcript is spliced from 10 exons. The coding region runs from base 25 to 1155 and encodes 376 amino acids.